AUGCUGAAAACUAUUAAUCAAUCAAUUCGUACUGGCAUAUCCUUCUCUUCGAAAGGAAUCGUAGCGAGAACACAUGCUACAAGGUUCUAUUCAGUCAAAUUGACCAGUUCCAAAUAUCCUGCUCUUAAGAGAAGCGAGGUUUUCAAACAAUUGAAUUCAGAUGAUCUCAGAUACUUCGAAUCCAUAUUGACAAAGGCAGAAAUUUUAAGACCUUCUGACUCUGAAAAUUUAUCUCUUUAUAAUGAAGACUGGAUGAGAAAAUAUAAAGGUCAAUCAAAAUUGGUUCUAAAGCCUAAAAGUGUUGAAAAGAUAUCGUUAAUUUUAAAAUAUUGCAAUCAAGAAAAAUUAGCAGUUGUGCCUCAGGGGGGCAAUACUGAUCUUGUCGGUGGUUCUGUCCCAGUUUUUGACGAAAUUAUUUUAUCUUUGAAUAAUCUCAAUAAAAUCAGAGAAUUUGAUCCAUUGACAGGAAUUUUCAAAUGUGACGCUGGUGUCAUCCUCGAGAAUGCUAACACUUUCCUUAAUAAACAUGACUACAUGUUCCCACUGGACCUGGGUGCAAAAGGUUCUUGUCAGAUUGGUGGUUGUGUCUCUACUAACGCCGGGGGACUAAGAUUAUUACGUUAUGGUUCAUUGCAUGGUUCAGUUUUAGGUUUAGAAGUCGUCUUACCAAAUGGUGAAAUUGUAAGUAGCAUGCACUCUUUGAGAAAAGAUAAUACAGGGUAUGAUUUGAAACAAUUAUUUAUCGGUGCAGAAGGCACCAUAGGUGUCGUAACUGGAGCGUCAAUCCUGACAGCACCUAAUCCUAAGGCAGUAAAUGUCUCAUUCCUGGCUUUAGAAGAUUUUGACAAGAUUCUAAAACUAUAUGGAAAGGCAAAGAGUGAAUUAUGUGAAAAUUUAUCUGCAUUUGAAUUCAUGGACAAGGAAUCAAUGACACUGACUGAUAUACACUUAAAAGGUGAAUUAGCAUUUCCCCUGGGUGAAAAUGAGCAUCCAUUUUAUAUCCUAAUCGAGGUUUCAGGUUCCAAUAAAUCUCAUAAUGACGCAAAAUUGGAGUCGUUCUUGGAGGGUGCCAUGGAAGAAGAUUUAAUUAUUGAUGGUACAAUAGCUCAAGAUGAAACAGAAUUACAAAACUUAUGGAAGUGGAGAGAAACUGUCCCAGAAUCUUGCUUGUCGCAAGGUGGCGUCUACAAAUAUGAUGUAUCGCUGCCAUUAAAGGAUCUUUACUCACUUGUAGAUGCUACAAAUGCAAGACUCAUUUCUAAAGGCCUAAUGAGUGAGAACCCCAAUGACAAGGACCCUAAUAAACCUGCAAUCGGUGCCACGGGUUAUGGCCACAUCGGCGACGGUAAUUUACAUUUAAAUAUUGCCGUCAACGAAUAUACAAAGGAAAUUGAAGAGGCUUUGGAACCAUUUGUUUAUGAAUUCGUCCAGUCUAAAAAGGGUUCAAUAAGUGCAGAACAUGGAUUAGGGCUCCAGAAGAAAAAUUACGUCAAAUACUCUAGAAGUCCAAUCGAAAUUCAGAUGAUGAAGGAUUUGAAACAUCAUUACGAUCCAAAUGGUAUUAUGAACCCUUACAAAUACAUCUAA
Molecule: messenger RNA, 1587 nt
Organism: Kazachstania africana CBS 2517
Lineage: Eukaryota; Fungi; Ascomycota; Saccharomycetes; Saccharomycetales; Saccharomycetaceae
Gene: DLD2
Product: D-lactate dehydrogenase
Exons: 1
Coding region: 1-1587 (528 amino acids)
Cellular component (GO): mitochondrion
Molecular function (GO): catalytic activity; FAD binding
Source: RefSeq, a predicted model, not a curated record